AUGGAAAAAAAACUAAAAAUAGACGAUUUCGAAAUGAAAGCUGUUUUAGGUAAAGGAGCAUAUGCCAAGGUUGUUUUAGUAAAAAAGAAGGAUAACUAGAAGUUAUAUGCAUUGAAAAUAUUAAAAAAAGAAAUGGUAGAAAAUAGAAAGCAAGAAAAGCAUGUAAUGACUGAAAGAAAUCUAUUAAUAAAUUUGAAUCAUCCGUUUAUUAUAAAAAUGGAAUAUUCAUUUUAAAGUGAAGCAAAGCUAUAUUUUUGUCUUGAAUACUGUCCAGGUGGGGAAUUAUUUAAUUUAUUGUAAAAACGUGAAUAAUUUAAUGAAGAUCAAACAAGAUUUUAUGUUAGUUAAAUUGUCUUGGCAUUAGAAUUUAUUCACAAAAAUAAUGUCAUGUACCGUGAUUUGAAACCUGAAAAUGUUCUUAUAGAUAAAUAAGGAUAUAUCAGAAUUACAGAUUUUGGUCUUUCUAGAGAUAAUAUAAAAGGAUAUAACGAUGCAAAAACAGUUUGUGGAACUCCUGAGUAUUUAGCACCGGAAAUCAUUCUAAAAUAGGGAUAUGGAAAAGCUGUAGAUUGGUGGACACUUGGGUGCUUGAUUUAUGAAUUAUUAACUGGUCUUCCACCUUUUUAUAAUGAUAAUAAUAAUGACAUGCUUUUUGAAAAAAUUAUGAACGAAAAUUUUAUUUUUAAUAAAUAAUGGACAAAGUAAUGUUAAAAUUUAUUAUAAGGUUUGCUUUAAAAAAAUCCUAAAUAAAGGCUUGGAUAUAAUGGGUCUUAAGAAAUUAAAGAGCAUCCCUGGUUUAAUAAUCUAGAUUGGGAAGUUUUAUUAAAAAAAUAAUAUAAACCGCCUUUUAUUCCUUAGUUGAAGAGUGAAACUUCACUUUGUCAUUUUGAUGAAGAAUUUAUUUAAAUGCCUAUUAAUUCACAUAAUUAAGCUGAAUCUUUGUAAGGAAAACAUAAAGAAUUUGAAGGAUUUACCUAUUCCACUUAAAAAAUAUGA
Ichthyophthirius multifiliis is the source of this 996-nucleotide messenger RNA. RefSeq names its product protein kinase domain protein. The record is from RefSeq and is a predicted model, not a curated record. Lineage: Eukaryota; Ciliophora; Oligohymenophorea; Hymenostomatida. The transcript has a single exon. Gene Ontology annotation, molecular function: ATP binding; protein serine/threonine kinase activity. Gene Ontology annotation, biological process: protein phosphorylation.